Lontra canadensis (Northern American river otter) is the source of this 1757-nucleotide messenger RNA. RefSeq names its product pentraxin 3 (gene PTX3). Gene Ontology annotation, molecular function: complement component C1q complex binding. The transcript is spliced from 3 exons. The record is from RefSeq and is a predicted model, not a curated record. The coding region runs from base 250 to 1395 and encodes 381 amino acids. NCBI's taxonomy places the organism in Eukaryota, Metazoa, Chordata, Mammalia, Carnivora, Mustelidae. Gene Ontology annotation, biological process: innate immune response.
CCUCGCCCUCCCACCAGGCCCCCUCCCCUCCAAAUUCAGGGGAACUCCCGUUACCGCGGUGCCACCGGCAUUACUCAUUCAUCUCCAUUCAGGCUUCCCCCAGCAUUUAUUAAGGGCUCUGGGCUCCUGCCUUUCACUCUCACUCUCCUCUGCUCCAGCAACACCGCUCACUUGAGAGCUUCUCGCCUCGUCCCCUCGGGCCAGCUGUGGGAAGUGGCCGAAGAAAGAACUUUGUGUCUCUCUCCAGCAAUGCAUCUCCCUGUGAUCCUGUUCUGCGCUCUCUGGUUUGCGGCGUUGGCGGAGACCUCGGAUGAUUAUGAACUCAUGUAUGUGAAUUUGGACAACGAAAUAGACAAUGGACUCCAUCCCACUGAGGACCCCACGCCGUGUGACUGCCGUCGGGAGCACACCGAGUGGGACAAGCUCUUCAUCAUGCUGGAGGACUCGCAGAUGAGAGAGGGCAUGCUGUUGCAGGCCACCGACGACGUCCUCCGGGGCGAGCUGCAGAGGCUGCGGGCAGAGCUGGGCCGCCUGGCCGGCAGCCUGGGGAGACCGUGCGCGCCGCCGGCCCCCGCGGAGGCCCGGCUGUCCCGGGCGCUGGACGAGCUGCUGCAGGCGAGCCGCGAGGCGGGCCGCAGGCUGGCGCGCUUGGAGAGCGCGGGGACGCCGCGCCCGGAGGAGGCGGGGCGCGCCCUGGGCGCCGUGCUCGAGGAGCUGCGGCGGACGCGAGCCGACCUCCGCGCUGUGCAAGGAUGGGCAGCCGGGCGCUGGCUGCCAGCAGGUUGUGAAACAGCAAUUUUAUUCCCAAUGCGUUCCAAGAAGAUUUUUGGAAGCGUGCAUCCAGUGACACCAAUGAAGCUUGAGUCCUUUAGUGCCUGCAUUUGGGUCAAAGCCACAGAUGUAUUAAACAAAACCAUCCUGUUUUCCUAUGGCACAAAGAGAAACCCAUAUGAGAUCCAGCUGUACCUCAGCUAUCAGUCCAUAGUGUUUGUGGUGGGUGGAGAGGAGAACACACUGAUUGCUAAUACUGUGAUUUCCCUGGGAAAGUGGACCCAUCUGUGUAGCACCUGGAAUUCUGAGAAAGGGAGCACAUCCUUGUGGGUAAAUGGUGAGCUGAUGGCUACCACAGUCAAGAUGGCCACAGGUCACAUUGUUCCUGAGGGAGGAAUCCUGCAAAUUGGCCAAGAAAAGAACGGCUGCUGUGUGGGUGGUGGCUUUGAUGAAACACUGGCCUUUUCUGGAAGACUCACAGGCUUCAAUAUCUGGAACCGUGUUCUCAGCAAUGAAGAGAUAAGAGAGACCAGCGGAGCAGAGUCUUGUCACAUCCGGGGAAAUGUUGUUGGGUGGGGAGUCACAGAGAUUCAGCCACAUGGAGGUGCUCAGUAUGUCUCGUAAGUGUUGUGAAACUCUACUUGAAGCCAAAGAGAGAAACUCACAUUUUAAACAUAUGCUAGUUGGGACGGUCUAAAAACCUCAGUGCAUAUUAAGAACACUUUAGACUAAUGAAGGGGAGAGUUGAGAUCAAUCUUUAUUUAUCUUGGCAAAAUACUGAAUAAACAGUUGAAGACAUUGGAGAAUGCUUUUGGGGAUACUGUUACUAGAUUUUAUGCCAUGGUGCUUUGAGAUUAAUGCUGUGUCUUUGUCAGAUAAACUCUCAAAUAAUUAAAAGGACUGUAUUGUUGAAAAGAAGGACAAUUGUUUUACUUUUCUCUGGUUAAUUUUGUUUUGGCCAGAGAUAACUUUUACAUCGGGAGAAA